Molecule: messenger RNA, 3422 nt
Organism: Corvus hawaiiensis (hawaiian crow)
Lineage: Eukaryota; Metazoa; Chordata; Aves; Passeriformes; Corvidae
Gene: PUS1
Product: pseudouridine synthase 1
Exons: 6
Coding region: 375-1580 (401 amino acids)
Biological process (GO): mRNA pseudouridine synthesis; tRNA pseudouridine synthesis
Cellular component (GO): nucleus
Molecular function (GO): pseudouridine synthase activity; RNA binding
Source: RefSeq, a predicted model, not a curated record
CCUGGUCACUGCCAGCACUGGAGCAGGGCGAGCUCUCCCGGCUGGGAAUCCCGGAGCAGACCUGGCUCUACACGCCAUCCCUUUUUAGCCUCAGAGGGAGAUCCGGGAAGGGCUCGGUUUGCUGUACGGAGCCCUCACGGCGCUGCCCUCACGGCGCUGCCCUUUUUAGCCUCAGAGGGAGAUCCGGGAAGGGCUCGGUUUGCUGUACGGAGCCGUCACGGCGCUGCCCCUCACGGCGCUGCCCCUCACGGCGCUGCCCCUCACGGCGCUGCGCUGCCUUCGCCCUUCCCGCCGUGUCCCCGCGCGGCCGCCGUACCCGGCGCACGUGUGUGUCCCGCGCGGCGGCGUCGCUCCGCAGCGCCCGUGUUCUUAAAAUGGCUGAGGACUUAAGAGCAACGGUUUCCAGCCAGACAAAGAGACUCAACAGCAGCAGCGAGGUGAUUCAAAGGCUGGAAGAAAACGGGCAUCAAAACAAAAGGUUGAAGGGUAAUGCGGAUGAGGAAGAUGCAGAGGAUCAGAAUAAGAAGUCACCCAAAAGGAAGAUUGUGCUCUUGAUGGCAUAUUCUGGGAAAGGCUACCAUGGGAUGCAAAGAAAUGUGGGAUCUUCACAGUUCAAGACAAUUGAAGAUGACUUAGUCUCUGCCCUUGUUCAGUCAGGAUGCAUCCCAGAAAACCACGGGGAAGAUAUGAAGAAGAUGUCUUUCCAGCGGUGUGCUCGAACAGAUAAGGGUGUGUCUGCAGCUGGGCAGAUUGUAUCACUGAAGGUCAGGCUAAGAGAUGACAUCUUAGAAAAGAUCAAUAAUCAUCUUCCUUCUCACAUCAGAAUUCUGGGCCUGAAGAGAGUCACUGGGGGAUUCAAUUCCAAGAACAAAUGUGAUGCCAGAACCUACUCCUACAUGCUGCCAACAUUUGCCUUUGCCCAUAAGGACCAUGUUGUGCAGGAAGAGCUUUAUCGGCUGGACACAGAGACCCUUGAAAGGGUCAAUAAACUGCUGGCCUGCUACAAAGGGACACACAACUUCCACAACUUCACGUCCCAGAAGGGCCCCAGGGACCCCAGUGCCAAGCGGUACAUCAUGGAGAUGUACUGUGGAGAGCCCUUUGUCAGGGAAAAUAUGGAAUUUGCGGUGAUCAAAGUGAAAGGUCAGAGUUUCAUGAUGCACCAGAUCAGGAAGAUGAUUGGGCUGGUGAUAGCAAUUGUGAAAGGUUAUGCUGCUGAGUCCAUCAUGGAACGCAGCUGGGGAGAGGAGAAGGUCGACGUCCCCAAAGCCCCAGGACUUGGGCUGGUUUUGGAGAAAGUACACUUUGAAAAAUACAACAGGCGUUUUGGGAAUGAUGGGCUGCAUGAGCCACUGGAGUGGACACAGGAGGAGGAGAAGAUUGCUAUUUUCAAAGAGCAGUACAUCUAUCCUACCAUUAUCAACACGGAAAGGGAGGAGAAAUCCAUGGCAAACUGGCUAAAUACCCUCCCCAUUCACGACUUCAACUCGUCUGCUGUUGAGAUGCAAACCAGCAACAAAAACUCAAAGAAGAGCAGCGAUCCCGAAGGCAGUGAUGGUUGUGGCGAUGAUUCUGACUGAGCCAGCAAGUGGCUGGACGUGGGACCCUUGCUGCUUGCACUUCCCUUUGUCUACAAAAAAGUGGCCUUUCUAAAUCCAAGAAUCCAGUGAAGCAGGAGUUUGGGUGCUUGCAGAACGAGAACUGGGUGCCCAGGAGAAAUUGGGUGGGGAAGACAGUGCAGCAGAAAAACCAGAAGCUUUUUAUACCACUGAUCGAUUCACCUGACUGAUAUACUUGAAAACAGUGUAGUGAGAAAGCAGCUUCCUAAAAGAAUCUUGAAAUGCAGGAUAUCUUAACUGCUAUUUGAAUAAUGUUUUAAUUAUGUUUACUUGGAAAAUAGUAUUUUAAAUAUGUAUCAUCUCUACAUAAAGGUGGGGCAAAUCAUUUUAAUAUACUCUUUUAUUAUUAAGUUACGACUUCAUGAGCUUUUGGGGUUUUUUUAAUCAUUUAUCUUUACUUAAACUGAAUCUCUAAGCACCAUUAAGCUUAUUUUCUAUGUUAUCCAUGGUUUUCCUAUGGAAUAACAUAAAUGACCCUGAGAUUAACUCAGUUAGUUAAGAGUGUGGUGCAAAAAAUGCCAGGGUUGUGGAUUCAAUCCCUUUAUGGGCCAUUCUCUUAGGAGUUGGACUCAGUGAUUCUUGUGGGUCCCUUCCAACUCAGAAUACUCUGUGAUUUAGACACGAUGGGUUAGGAGCUCAUUAUUGUGCUGACUGCUGUGAACUCUUUUGGUAUUGAAACAAAUUUCUGUGUUUUCUAGAGCUUUUCAGGUCGAAAAGAUAAAUGAUUCCCUACUCAGUGAGAGGGCUUCAGUUUGGAAUGGGCUGAACCAUCCAUUCCAAGAUGAGACCUUUUCUGUGGAAGGUGUCAUCCUCCCAGCAUUGCCCUCGUGCUUGGGCAGGUUCAAGGAUAUAAAUCCACAGCUCCAUGUGUAGUUGGGCCUUCUCUGCCUGAGGUGUAACCCGGAAAUCCUCUUGAGCCAUCUGCAGGAUCCAGAGUUGAAUCGGCUUGGCAUGUGUGAAAGAAAUGGUGCUGAAUUCUUCUGGGCUUUAAUCAAGCCUGGAUGUGUGAACUCUUCAAUCCCAUCAAGCUGCUCAGAAUGAGGAACGUGUGCAAUGAUAUGGGAAGCACAUGUCUGAGCACUGCCAUCCUCUGGGAAUCGAUUUUAAUUUUCUGUGUUUCCAGGAAUUGUGUACUCUGGAGUUCAUGCUCCUUUUUUCCAUCAGUGGUUUAACUUCUAGUUCUUAUUUCCAACUCGCCGUGGAGGUGGCGGAAGAAAUGACACCCUCCUGCCUCACCAGCCUGCAGAACACUACUGAAGGGUUGGAACAAGGCUCCAAGCAUUUGGAUAUUGGCACAAAGGCUUGAUACACUUCCCUAGCCGAGUCUGUGUGGAGACUUGCUUUGUAAUAUGGGACUUACUGAAAAUGAGGAGCCAACUCUUCAUUCUCACAUUUAGUGGUAUUUGGCCAAAGCCUUUAAUUUUAUGGUUCCUUCUGGAAUUAUUCUUUUGGUUUUGCAGGGGUUUUUUUUGGGUUGGUGAGGAUUUUGGGGGAUUUAUUUGGGGCACAGCUGUCCUUUAAAAAAGGAUUCCCAUGUUCAUUUUAUCUGCAUUUUCUUUAGAGCUUUAUAUUUUAUCAUGAAGGUGUUGCUCGAUUUUAUGAGAGCAAGUGUGUAGAAGUGCUCUGGAGAGGGUCUCUGCCUGGAUUUUUAUUUAUAUCCCUUGCUGGUCCAUAAUAUUGACCCACCCUGCAUUAUCUUCUAUCCAAAGCUCCAUCUUUCUAUGCCUUUCAAUCUGAAAAAAUAUUACCUUUAUCUGCUUAUAAUAAAGGCACCAAAGCUGUGAUAUGCACCACAGUUGGAAA